GAACACGUGAGCCCAACAAUUUUAUAAAUAAAACACCCCAACUGGUGCACAUACGCUCCAGCGUUCUCACUCAGAACUAGUUCCGUGGACCAAAAAUAAUCAGAUCAGGGGAAAAAGUCUGGGACUGAGUUCGACAUCACCUCGACACUGUCAAAAAAAAAAAGAAAGCGAUAAUGGCAUCACGGGAGAAUUUCCUCAAUUAAUUCAUCUUGAAACGCCGAUUAUUUAUAAUUGAGGGGAAUUGUUUAUUUUAUUUGUUUCGGUAGAAAUGUUGCUGGGUCGAGUGAGCACGUGUCUAUUGUUAAUUAUAGCCGGUGUUUCCCUGGCUCAUGAUGCGCAAAUUGUAAAUCGUUGGGCCCAGAAUCUUGGGAGUGAAUUAUGGGAGUUGGCGUUGGGAAUAGCAAAACCUGAAGAACUUCGAGCUAAAUACAGAGAAAUGAAUGCGCGAGUGGAGGAGAAAUCUGGCGAGGAGUUGAUCGAAAUAAUCAGCGAGAGUGUUGGAAGAAUGCUGAGAAGAAAAAUGGAUGCUGUUCGAUGUAUUCUUCUCCGAGCGGAGGAAGAGGCCCUGUAUUACAACGAUUCCGAGACAAAUGUUGAUGUUAUUAAAUCGAGUUUGAGAUACGUCUCCGGGAAGUGGAGUUGGCUCACCAACGAGGACAAUGCCACACAGGCUAAGAUCCCCAAGAAUAUGCAGAAUGACAGUUACAUCUACAGAGAAAUGUCUCUGAAUCCUGACUCCCAUUUCUCCAACAUCCCCGUGAACACGAGCUACUCAUCAGUCCACAUACCGACGAGGGUGUACGAUUUGAAUCCAGCAGUGGCACACGCUAUAAAUUGGACGGAGAGUCUCGACGAAGUCUUCACCCAGAACUACAGAUCAGAUCCAGCCCUGUACUGGCAGUAUUUUGGCUCGAUGAAUGGCAUGCUCCGGGUAUAUCCAUCGAUGCAGUGGAGAACCAGCGAAUCAGCUGACGACGAGCAAUCAGCAGAUCUUUAUGACUGCAGAAUCAGAAGUUGGUUUAUAGAAGCAGCCACUUGCAGCAAGGACAUGGUGAUUCUGGUGGAUUCAAGUGGUAGCAUGGAGGGAAUGGGUUACACCAUCGCCAAGGCAGUGGUUGCCUCGAUCCUCGACACCCUCUCGAACAAUGAUUUCGUGACAAUCUUCGAAUACACCAAUAUCACCGUCGACCUGGUACCGUGCUUCAAGGACAAACUGGUCCAGGCAACCCCCGAGAACAUUAAUACCUUUAAAACUGCCUCUGGCACUCUGAAACCUGGAGAGCAGGCCAAUCUCACGGAGGCCUUCACCAGGGCAUUCACCAUUCUCAAAUCAUAUCGAGAGUCCCGUGGAUGCGGUCCUGAUACUCCCUGCAAUCAGCUCAUCAUGCUCGUCACAGACGGUGUCGCCUCCAACAUAUCAGAGGUCUUCGACGAUUGGAACAGACAGACAAAUGGAACGAGAGUGCCAGUGCGUGUUUUCACGUAUCUCCUGGGUAAAGAGGUGACAAUGGUACGUGAGAUUCAGCUGAUGGCGUGUGAGAACAGAGGAUAUUACACCCACGUUCAUAAUCAAGAAGAGGCCCAGGAGCAGGUGCUCAAGUAUAUCCCAGUGGUAGCUAGACCCCUGGUGCUCCAGGGCAAGUACCACCCCAUCAUCUGGACACACGCCUACGCAGACGUUUCCAAUCCAGCCCUUGCCACGUGGCUGUGGCUGGUAAUGGAUCAUCCGGAGCAAAAAGCGCGUCUCGAGAAGAACCUCGAAGCAAUGCAACAGGGCGUCUCAAUAAACGACGACAGCAUCUACAUAAAAAAGAUGAAAAAGGGUGAAGACGUGAGAAGAACAGCAGCUGAGGUGGAGUCAACUACUCGUCAGGAAUACAGACUUCUCACAUCGGUAAGUAUUCCGGCAUUCGAUCUCAAGAGCAACGCGAAUAACGAUACAAGAAGAGCGAAUCUCCUGGGAGUUGCUGGUACCGAUGUACCCAUAGACGACAUCCAGAAGCUCACGCUUCCUUACAAACUAGGAGUCAACGGUUACGCCUUCAUUGUUUCGAAUAAUGGAUACGUUAUAUUGCAUCCGGAUCUUCGACCCGUCAGCGGAGAAAUUUUAAAAGAGAAUUAUAAUAGUGUGGAUCUCACUGAAGUGGAGAUUCUCAAUGAUGGGAGGAGACCCAGAGAUCCUGGAGAGCAGAUGCUAGAGCUCCGGGCAUCUCUCGUAAAUCACACCCGGGGCAGUAUGAAAGAUGUACCUGUUAAACUCCAUUACGACAACAGCCGGAGGGUGACCUUGGAGCACAGGAAUUAUUACUUUGCACCACUUCCAGGAACCCCCUUCGGAAUAGCAGUGGCAAUUCCGAAUUACGGGAAGACCUGGAUAAAAGUGGGAAAUGAAAUCGAGAAGAAUCGUCAAGCUGGUAUCGCAGUCAGUGAUUUUUUUAUCGGUGACAAGUGGCGGGUGCAUCCCGGAUGGGUUUACUGUCGUUUUCACUACCUAGAGGGUCACGAGUUCAACAACACCGUCGACGAGGUUCGGUAUUUUCUGCAUAAACUCAGUGAACCCGGUUGGGAGUGGACAGAUCAGUACGAGGCGUACGAGAUCGACUUCGAGGAAGAGGAAGUGCCGGAUUGCACGAAGAAAGUUCUCGAGGAUAACGAUUACUACUGCAAUGAGGAAUUGAUGCAGCUCCUGGUGUUCGAUGCAAGAGCGACCAAUCAGAGCUUCAACGAGGAGUUCAAGCACAGAAAUCCGAGAUUGAAGGAAUUGGCGAAUAAUUAUGGAGUUUUUUUGAGAUUCGUCGCGACCCAGAGUGGUCUCACCAGGUGGCAGUAUCUGAAUAAAGAGUUCAAACCAGCUGGACUCAAUCCGCGAUUCGGUGACCUUCACAGGAGGGCUGUCAACGAGCCCUGGUACAAGGGCGCAAUUUUUCAACAUCAGAUUGACCCGGAGAGCAUCUCCCUGUCAAUCCCAGGAAAAGGUGGUGAGGACGCUGUGGUGACUGUUUCCAUGGCGGUUUAUCCACGCGAUGGUGGACGCACAGCGUCAGCUGCUGUGAUCGGUUUCCAGAUGCCGAUGACGUACCUCUUCGAGAGAUUUCUCGAGAUAACUUCUGAGACGACAAACGCUGACUUCAACUGCCAGACGGAGGGCCUCGACUGUUACCUGGUGGACCAGAAUGGAUACAUCGUGAUAUCAGAGGCGCACAAUGAUACCGGGCAGUUCUUCGGGGUAAUCGAGGGUCCGGUCCUCCAGUCGAUGGCCAGUCAAGGCUAUUUCGAGACAGUGGAGAUUUAUGAUUACCAGGCGGUGUGUUAUUAUAUUGGUCUCGAGGGCACGGGGUCAACACUUCUCACACCCUUCAGGCACAUCUGGAAUAUCAUCCUCUGGGCGUUCGCCCGGACUGUCUGGAUGGCCUCGCAGUUCAUUGAUGUACCCCAGGUGCUCUCCAGAAUACACUCCGAGGAUGAUCUGCCUGAGAAGCCUCCACCCCCCGAGGAAGUCAAGCAGUACCACAAGUGCGAUCAGAAGAGAAUUCUUUACAUGAUGAAUCAGACGAGAUCUGAAAUUCCCAUCAAGGACAUCCCUGACGUAUGCUCGAGGCCGUUCUAUGCGCAGAGGGUCCCCCAGACAAAUCUUCUCCUCGUGGUGGUAAACUCGUUGUACCCCUCCUGCUGGGGUAGACUGGAGACAGAACCCAUUGAAAUCAGCCCCAGGGAGUACGUGGAGGACGAGGAAGACGCUGCGUGUUACAAAAAAAAAAUCAACGAUCUACCCAGGAGACGCCUGGAGAAGUGCUUCACCGAACAUCCUCUCGAGGACGAGAUCGACGCGUGCGGACGAGGGACAAGACUGGAAUUACCACUAUUUCUUUUAUUUAUGUAUUUAAUUGUCCUGUUGUAAAUAAUUUGAA
Messenger RNA from Fopius arisanus, 3908 nucleotides. It is a transcript of the gene Ca-Ma2d, whose product is annotated as Ca[2+] channel Muscle-specific alpha2/delta subunit. The record is from RefSeq and is a predicted model, not a curated record. Gene Ontology annotation, molecular function: voltage-gated calcium channel activity. Bases 269 to 3898 code for a protein of 1209 amino acids. Gene Ontology annotation, cellular component: voltage-gated calcium channel complex. Lineage: Eukaryota; Metazoa; Arthropoda; Insecta; Hymenoptera; Braconidae. The transcript has 11 exons.